AUGAUGUGUUUGAUCCUUUUAGGACAAUCUAUUUUUUUGGCUUUGCAAGUUGCAUCAACCUUUUGGCUUGCUAUAGCCAUUGAAAUUCCAAAAGUAACAAACGCCGAUUUGAUCGGAGUUUAUGCACUAAUUUCUCUUUCUAGUGUUGUUUUUGUCUAUGUAAGGUCUUACAUGACUGCACUUCUUAGAUUAAAAGCUUCUACUGCUUUCUUCACAAGCUUCACUGUAGUUAUCUUCAAUGCUCAAAAGUUGUUCUUUGAUUCAACUCAUGUAGGAAGGAUUUUAACUAGAGCUUCAUCAGAUUUGAGUAUUUUGGACUUUGACUUACCUUAUUCCAUCACCUAUGUAGCAUCUAUGACAAUUGAAAUUUUGGUGAUAAUUUGUAUAAUGGUUUCAGUCACAUGGCAAGUUCUCAUUGUUGUUGUUCCUGCAAUGGUUGCGUCAAUAUACAUUCAGGUUUAUCCAACUUCUACUUUUUCUUGA
This is a messenger RNA of Lathyrus sativus (Indian pea), 483 nucleotides long. The record is from the annotation of a GenBank genome assembly. NCBI's taxonomy places the organism in Eukaryota, Viridiplantae, Streptophyta, Magnoliopsida, Fabales, Fabaceae.